AUGACGACGACGACGACGCGCGCGACGCGCGGGACGGUCGUCGUCGUCGGUGGGCGCGCGCGCGCGCGCGAGGGACGCGAGGGCGCGCGCUCGGGACGGACGCGAAGGGAGGCGCGAGGGCGCGAGGACGAGGACGAGACGGGCGAGGACGAGGCGCGAGGCGCGAGCGCGGAGGGAUCGAGCGAAACGACGACGGGAGGCUCGGAAACGUCGACGUCCGAGACGGCGGCGACGGCGACGGGACGCGAGGGGGGGAAAGCGUCGUGGAUAAGGGCGAAGGCGAAGGCGUUCGCGGACGGUUUACCCUUCGCGGCGAAUAAAAAGAAGUGGGACGCGCUCUUCGCCGACGCCGACGCGAGUCCGCUGGACGCGGCGAAGCAGGACGUGUUGAUGCGAGAGCUGUUGGCGUACGAUAGGAACGAUGAUUUGAUGAAGCGGUUCGAGACGAGACGGUACGCGAGCGGGCCGGUGUCGGUGCUCGCGUACGUCACGGCGCUCGUGCGGACGAAUAGAUUGGAACACUUCGUCGCGGGCGGCGAUGCGGGAUUCGGGAAGCCGUUGCCGAGCUUCGACGAGUCCACGGCGUAUCGCAAGCUUCCGGAUUUGUUGGGCGAUCUCUCCGAACGCUCGAAAGGCGCGGACGCGCUCGUGCCUUUGGAGACGGGGAAGAGCGCGCAGGCGCCGUUGCACGUCGCCUUUGUCGGUGGUGUCGGUGGAUUGGCGCCGCCGCAAAGCGCGGGGCGGCGAUUGUUGAAUGCGUUUUUAGGUUUCAUGCUCUUCAUCGCGAGUUUAAGCUUCUUGAGCACGCUGGCGUUGCACGAAUCGGGCUCGUCUGCGUCUUCGAGCUUGGGGCCGGGUUCGAACGGUGGUGGACCGAACUUUGACCCGAAGCAGUUCAACAAAGACACGAUGCCGGAGAAGAGUUUGAAGACGUUCGACGACGUCAAAGGGUGCGACGAGGCCAAGGACGAGCUCGCGGAAAUCGUCGAGUAUUUGAGAAAUCCGGAAAAGUUUACGCGACUCGGUGGCAAGUUGCCGAAGGGCGUCUUACUCACGGGUCCACCGGGAACGGGUAAGACCUUGCUCGCGCGCGCGGUCGCGGGCGAGGCGGACGUGCCAUUCUUUUAUCGAAGCGGGAGCGAGUUCGAAGAAAUGUUCGUGGGCGUGGGGUCCAAGCGCGUUCGCCAGCUCUUCGCCGCGGCGAAGAAGAAGACGCCGUGCAUCGUCUUCAUCGACGAAAUCGAUUCCAUCGGUACGUCGCGCAAGUCCAUCGAGAACCAGCACCGAAAGACGCUGAACCAGUUGUUGACGGAGAUGGAUGGGUUCGAGCAAAACGACGGCAUCAUCGUCCUGGCGGCGACGAACAUCCCGGAGUCGCUCGACCCCGCGCUCACGCGUCCGGGGCGAUUCGAUCGCAUGGUGCACGUGCCUAAUCCCGAUAUCGGUGGCCGCCGCGAGAUCCUCGAGCAUUACUUGGACGACAAGCCGACGACGAGCGACGUGGACGUCGACAAAAUCGCGCGCGGCACCGCCGGAUUUAGCGGCGCCGAGUUGUUCAACCUGGUGAACAUGGCGGCGGUGCAAGCGGCGAUGGCAGACGCGCCGGCGAUCACCGCCGCGGAUCUUGAUUGGGCGCGCGAUCGCGUGUUGAUGGGUGCCGAGCGCAAAUCCGCGGUAUUGAGCGAAGAAAACCGAAAGUUGACGGCGUACCACGAAGCCGGACACGCGCUCGUGGCGUUGAAAUCCGACGCGGCGCUUCCGAUUCAUAAAGCCACCAUCAUGCCUCGAGGGUCGGCGCUGGGGAUGGUGAUGCAACUUCCCGACAAGGACGAGACAAGCGUGAAUCGCAAGCAACUCAUGGCGCGUUUGGACGUGUGCAUGGGCGGUCGCUUGGCCGAGGAGCUCAUCUUUGGCUCGGACGAAGUCACCACGGGGGCGAGCGGGGAUCUGCAGCAAGCCACACGUUUGGCGUUUUACAUGAUUAGCGACGUCGGCAUGAACACCAACUUAGGUCCGGUGCAUCUUUCGAGCAUUCGCGGUGGAAACGCCGGACGCGGUGCUUCUGGGUCCACGGAGUCCGCCGUCGACGGCGAAGUCAUCAAGCUCUUGAAGGAUUCGCAAACGCGCGUGCAAAAGCUGUUAAAAUCCAACCUGAGCGAUUUGCACACCAUCGCCAAGGCGUUGAUGGAGAAGGAAACGCUCACGGGGAACGAAAUCCGCGCGCUCAUCGGGAUGCCUCCGGCGAAAGAACCGGUGGCCGUCGUAUCGCGCGCCAAGCCCAAGGCGCCGAAGCCCAAGGCGCCCGAGGCCAAGGCGGAAAAACCGAGCGAAGACGCGGCGGAGGAGGACGAAACGACGAUCAUCGUCAUUCAGCUCAAGGACGAGGACGAUUCGCCCAAGUAG
Molecule: messenger RNA, 2403 nt
Organism: Ostreococcus lucimarinus CCE9901
Lineage: Eukaryota; Viridiplantae; Chlorophyta; Mamiellophyceae; Mamiellales; Bathycoccaceae
Exons: 2
Coding region: 1-2403 (800 amino acids)
Biological process (GO): proteolysis
Cellular component (GO): membrane; chloroplast thylakoid
Molecular function (GO): ATP hydrolysis activity; metalloendopeptidase activity; ATP-dependent peptidase activity
Source: RefSeq, a predicted model, not a curated record